AUGUCUUAUACGAAGAACCGUUCCUCCAUUCCUUCGGUUACCCAACCCGUCCGAUCAUUCUUGAACUUACCUUUUGGAAACAACGACGUUCAAACUCACAAAGUCUCCAAGGUUGUACAGGGAAACCAAAAGCAAAUCUACGAUGUGGUUUCCAACGUAGCAUUGUAUAAGGAGUUUGUGCCCUUCGUUGAAGAGUCAUACGUAGAGAAGAAAAAUGGAGAUACUGCUAUUGCUGGGUUGAGGGUGGGCUGGAAACAGUACGAUGAGAAGUUCGAAUGUAAAAUGACCUAUAAGCCUUACGAAUCGGUUAUUGCUGAAAGUCUUACCUUGUCCUUGUUUACGGAAUUGCAUACUCAAUGGACUUUCAAGCCCAGAAAGACCCUCCAUGGAGAAAGUUGUAAUGUUGAGUUGGAACUCAAAUACAGAUUCAAGAACCCGCUCUACAAUGCAAUGAGUUCCAUGUUCUCAGAUCAGGUCACUUCUAUCAUGAUCAAGGCAUUUGAAACCAGGUUGAAGAAACUUUCCUACCAAAGCAAACUCAAGAAUCAUUCGUCUUAG
Suhomyces tanzawaensis NRRL Y-17324 is the source of this 558-nucleotide messenger RNA. Its product is annotated as ubiquinone-binding protein. Gene Ontology annotation, molecular function: ubiquinone binding. Gene Ontology annotation, cellular component: mitochondrion. The transcript has 2 exons. The record is from RefSeq and is a predicted model, not a curated record. Bases 1 to 558 code for a protein of 185 amino acids. Gene Ontology annotation, biological process: ubiquinone biosynthetic process; cellular respiration. Lineage: Eukaryota; Fungi; Ascomycota; Pichiomycetes; Serinales; Debaryomycetaceae.